Messenger RNA from Eurytemora carolleeae, 675 nucleotides. RefSeq lists its product as uncharacterized. The transcript is spliced from 3 exons. Gene Ontology annotation, molecular function: nucleic acid binding. NCBI's taxonomy places the organism in Eukaryota, Metazoa, Arthropoda, Copepoda, Calanoida, Temoridae. The coding region runs from base 295 to 660 and encodes 121 amino acids. The record is from RefSeq and is a predicted model, not a curated record.
UUCUAUUAAGUGAGUUUUGAAUUUCUACUUCAGAGACAAUAAGUAAAUAGUUUCUUAUCAAAAUAAGAAAAAGAGGGGGGGGCAAGUUGACCCUUAGUCAGUCAGUUGGUAAACUAGGUGUAACUGAAAUCUAGAAAAUGGCAUGUUUUAAACUUCAUCACUAAAAAUGACUAUUUGAUUCCGCUGCCAUUCUCAUUAUAUACAUAUGGACAUUCUUUAACUUGUAUUUUUUUUAGAUUGAUUACAGCAAAACAGCUUCGUCUAUCACAGGGGGAGAGGGAUAAAAGGUUUGAGAUGUGCGAGUGGCUGGUGACGCUCUCAGAUGAAGAACUCAUCAAUAUCCCUUUCACUGACGAAGCUAACUUUUACUUGGAUGGAGAGGUUAAUUCACGUAACUGUACACGGUACAUUGGAUCCAAAAAGAAAGGGGGUGAAAGCAGAGCUGGUCUUGAUGGAAACUUAAUCCACAUGAAGGAGAAACAUGCAGAGAAGUUGAUGGUGUUUGCCGGCACCUGUAAGGGAAGACUCUUUGGUUUAAAAUUUAUACACGGAAAUAUGAAUUCUCAGAUGUACCAAGAAUUGGUUAAGGAGGAGUGCAUUCCUCAGCUGAAGGCUGCAAACAACGGAUCAAUUGAAGAAACCAUAUUUUAUAAGUUUUAGAAAAUAAGGAGACAC